ACAUUUGUUAUUGAAAGGAUUGACUAAACUCAAAUCCUCAAGGUCGCUCCCAAAGAUGCCUAAUAUAAGCAGCGGGUGAUUAGAUCCUCCUGCUAAAAUGUGAUAUAUGAUGUGUUCUGCUAAAGUUGCCGACGUUAUUCCAGCUGUUGUCGCCUGGAGUCUUAUAGUAGGUAUCACGGCGGUCUACCUCACCUUCAUUUGCUUCCAGUUCGCUGCAACUUACUCUUGGUCUAUAUUUGUUCUUCAUGCUAUCCUAGUUUUCUAUGUGUUAUGCUGUCUAACACGAACAACUUUCAUGGACCCCGGUUAUUUCCCUUUCGCAACGGAAGGAGAGGCUGAAUAUGAAGAAACUAAGUCUGCUCCUGUUCAUCGUGAAUAUAAUAUUAAUGGAGUAUUAGCCAAAGUCAAGUGGUGCAGUACAUGUUUGUUCUACCGUCCCCCAAGGUGUUCACAUUGCUCUAUUUGUAACCGGUGUGUGGAUACUUUUGAUCAUCAUUGUCCUUGGGUCAAUAACUGUAUUGGGAAAAGAAACGCGCGUUACUUCUUCAUGUUCUUGGUUUCGCUUACACUUCAUAUGAUUGCCGUGUUUAGUAUAACCCUAGCAUCAUUAUUACUUAACGAUCAGCCGAUCGUCUUCUAUACAAAUAUUAUACGAAUUAUUACACUUUCUCUAGUUGGUGUUAGUUUUAUUCCGGUUUUUGGACUAACUUCAUUCCAUGUAUAUCUAAUAUCCAGAGGAAUGACAACCAAUGAACAAGUUACAGAUAAAUUUCGUGGACUGUUAAAUCCAUUUACAUUGGGUUGUUUGUUAAACUGGCGAAGGUUUUGUUGUGAACCUCAAUUUCCUCGUCGUUAUUUGGAAGUAGGUCCAACAAAAUCCCGUCGUAUUAAAUGUUUUAAAUUGAGAAAAAGUAGAUUUAGCAAAUUCAAUCAUUUCAUGAUUAGUAGUGGUGGCGCUGAUCCCGGGUGUACUGAUGAUGCCGUUAUCAAUACAUACACAGAAUCAAAUCAUAAACUACUCAUGGAUAAUAUUAAUCAUAAUUAUAGUACUGAGAACGACACUAUGCCUGACAAUACUGAUACUAAAAUGCCUAAUAUCAACAGUAAUACAUUUUAUGACAAAAAAUCACUUGGUGGUGGGAAAUAUUUAUACACUUUAAAAGUUCCACAAAACCAUUCACAUCAUCAUCCACGUCAACAAUUAACUAAUCAAAACCAGGGUAGUACUCGAUCAACAAAUCAAUUGAUACCACGUGGACCAUUAGUUUGUGAUAAUGAAGAACCAUUAUCUUCGAUUAUUAAUAAUUUAACAUCAAAUCGUAAUAAUGUAAUGACAACGGCGAUAACAACAGCAACAACACCGACUGGAAACCAUAAAUUGGAAGGUAAUAAUGAUACUUGCUCAAUUAAUGAACAAAAUCUACCAUGUACCAACGUUAGGCCAUCCGCUGAUUCACUCGGUACUUUAGACAGUGCAUAUCAACCACAUCAAAAUUCAUGUAAUAACAGCGGCAAAGUAUUGGUAGACACUGCCAGUAUUAGUCUUUCAGGUUGGAGUGAAGAUGCAGUUUCGCUGAAAACAUUAGAUCGUCUUAUCGGUAUUACACGUCAUCAUCAUCCAACGAUUGGAGGAAAUGACAGUGCAAUUGCCACAAGCAUUGGUGGGGGUGGGGGUGGUGGAGGUAGUAGUGGUCCAACUUAUUUAACUGUUGAACGUAUUCAAGAAAAUGGGGAAUCACUGAUAGAUUCUUCAACUUCCGUUCUAGAUCGAAAUAUUUCAACUGAUCAAGAUUCAACACACUUUUUUAAUUUUAACGGUUCACAUAUAAAUGGUUAUACGGGUAUAUUACCUACUUCUACAGCUGAUUCAAUCAGUCAACAUUUUACACAUACACUACCUCUUUAUCAACAAAAUAUUGUACGUUCACUUGGUGAGAAUGAUUCCUACUGUAAUUUCUAUGAUGGAAGUGUGACAGGUGUUAUUGGGAAUGAAACCAGUGGAACUGUUGGAGUCAAUGUUAUACCAUUAUCUAUUAACUCUUUAUCGAAUACGUUCAAUCAUGUAGAUAAUUCUUUAUCAGUUAACGAUAAUUAUCAUGUUAAUUACUCAAACACGAACGAUAAUAAUUCUUUAUUCAAUUCUAAUCCAUUAUCGAUUAAUAGUAGUACUAAUCAUCCAAUCACCAGUAGAAAUCGAACACAAUAUUCUACCACUACUACUAAUAAUAAUGAUGGUGGAUCUAUGUUUAUGGUAAAUGAACCACAUAUUUCUGCUUCUAAUAAUUUAGAAUUAUUGAAUCCUUCGCGUUCAACAAUUAAUACUACUACUACUACUAAUAAUAAUAAUACUCAACAUGGUUCCAUUGAAUUACCUUACAUUCCGUCACUAUAUCAUACAAGAGAUAAUAGGAAUAUCAGCAAUAAUAACAAUAAUAAUAAUAAUAGUACACAUCCACCGGGAAAUUAUGCACAAGCAACAUUUGUUAAUCAAGUUUUUCAUGGACAGUCAUCUGAUCAAUCGUCGCCUAAUACAAGUCGUUUCAGUUUUAUUUUUUCACCAUUAGACGUUAAUGCACCUCAUGCAUCACAAGAGACUCUAAGUACAGCUACAUCACAAACAUCUAUUCCUCGACUUGGUUCACCAUCUAGUCCAAGAGGUUUUCCAUCAUCGUCUCAAUCUCAUAACAAUAGGGGUCCCGUAAAUGAUUCAUCAGCACCGAUCGAUUAUGAAACUGAUGAUUAUUGUGUCAGUCGAACUGGUACUAUGCUACCAUCAAAUCGUAUGUCAAAUUAAAAAUAAUACAUUAUAAUUUCUAUAUUGUUGUUUGCUUGUUUGUUUGUCUUUAACAUAAUAUUCAUCAUUCAAUACCAAUUAGACUACGGCGAUAAAUACCAACUGCUUCCAAUAUAUUUCCAUACAUUUAUUGUACAACAUUAUACGUGAUAUUAUUGAUAUUGACAAGGUUUAUUCCAAUUUAUUGUUUCAUUAUCUCCAACCUUAUUUGUUUUCAUGAGUAGCAUUUGUUUAUCAAUCUAUCAAUUGAAAUAAGCAAAACUUUUCGAUUGUAUGUAUGUGUGUGUAUGUUUUUACAAUUUCUGUUUGUAUACAGCUUCUUUUUCGUUUUCGUUUUUCAUGUUAUUGUACACACUGUAGAUAAAGGGUACUAUUUACAAAAACACACACAAUCAAGACUAAUAUUUUCACUCACUUGCACCUAUCAUACCAAUUCUUCUUUUUCUGUUUACUACUCAUCAUUAACAUCCAUGUACACUCAAUUAUUCCUGUCUGAGUUUCAACUGUUUUACAUCUCUCUAUCUCUCUCUAUAUAUAUGUGUGUAUGUGUUUGUACUCAUAUACAUUCUUUUCCUAAAUGUCUAAUCUCUGUCUACGGUGAAUAUAUUUCUUUCGUGAAUGUAGACUUUUUGUAUCUACCAAAUACUUAAUCAAUUAGUUUUACACUUUAUUUUCUCAUCGAUAUCAGUCAAUGCUACCGAGUGGUUGUUAUUAUUACUAUUAAUAACAGUAUUCUCAAGUGUCCAUGUUCUCAUGUUUACGUUUGUGUAUUUGCAAAAACUAUAAAACAAGUUAAAAACUAUCUUCUUUUAGUUCAUUAAUUCCAGUUGUAAAAGAAAAGAACCCUAGAAUUCAUAUGUAAAUCUAAAUUGCCUUCUCUCAUGUAUAUGUGUACAACAUAAAAUAUAUUUUUAUCAAAUUUCCAUUUGAUUGUCUUAUAAUCAUUGUCUACCUUCCUUUUGUGAAGUUAGUUAUCUUCAGUGUUCUCUCUACCAUUGGUGACACUUUCUGUCCUUACUUAAUUUGUUUCCUCUCUUUUUUCUCCUAAUCUUGUUUUUUAUUCCUUUCUGUUACUAUGGUGACCUUUAUUCACCUCAGUUUCAGGUUACAGAUGUGUACUAGGAAUAAGUGAUUGAGUUAUUUUCAUUCCAUCAUACAUUUUAUGUGAGCAUAUACCUGAUAUAUAUAUAUAUAUAUACGUGUGUGUAUCAGUUUGUGUUUCCAUGUGUUGCGUAUGCGAACCUCAGUGUUUUUGCAAAUGUUCUACUGUUUUGUAUGAUGAAAACGUUAUGCAACAUUUGACUAGUAUUUACAUAUAUGUAUCUAUUUGUAAUGUCUUCAUUUUGCUUACUACUUAUUUAGUUAGUUGCUUAAAAAUUUCUAGCGAAAUAGUCUUCCUGUUUACUGUCCUCGUUUUCAGUUUCCAGAUUACUUGUUUAAGUCUGUUAUCACCUAUCUGAUGCCCAACUGAGUAUAUUACAAUUAAAGGAGAGACAUUUUGUCAUAUGGGAAAUUGAAUAAUGUCAACAGUAUGCAAUAACUAUUUGCUGUUGCAAUAUCGUUGUUCCUCCUUUCUAAAUAGUGCAAAACUUGUAAAAUUCUGUGAUUUGAAAAGGGUUUUAAUAUGUACAUUCCGUUGUUCCGA
Schistosoma margrebowiei is the source of this 4439-nucleotide messenger RNA. The record is from the annotation of a GenBank genome assembly. NCBI's taxonomy places the organism in Eukaryota, Metazoa, Platyhelminthes, Trematoda, Strigeidida, Schistosomatidae.